AUGUUAUGGGACUUUAAAGGUCAGCCAGGCAUUGCUGAAGAGGGCUACAACUAUCCCCGACCAGAUAAUCCUCUAAAUUCGGACAGACCAGGCUCAGGUGGAAUUACCUCGAGACCCGUAGGUCCAAGUGGUUUUACUAAAAAACCUUCGAACGACUAUCCUUCCGAGACCCCAUCACCAAUAUCCGGAGUUAAAUCUACCGGAGGUUACCCAUCGGAAGGUCCAGGUAGCUUCCCUAGUGGACCGUCAUCUAACAGAGGAAAUGGAUAUCCUUCUAGACCUGUAAAUGGUCAAAGACCGCCGAGUAGCGAUGGCUAUCCAUCGAAUAAUCAACCAUCGAUUCGAAAUGGAUAUCCUUCGGAAAUCACGAAUGGACAAAGGCCGUCGAGUGAAAGCGGAUAUCCUUCUGGUGGCCCGAGAGGGCAAAGACCUUCGGGUAAUAAUAUUUUUCCAUCUGGUGAUGAUGAAAAAUCUCCAAGCGAACAUGGCUAUCCCUCCGGCAAUAAUAAAGUUUCUGGAAGGCCUAGUGGCAAUGAGCGAAGACCUUCGACGAAUUUACCGUCCGGAAAGCCUAGUCCUGGUGAAAAGACGCUCACUCCAUCUCACGAAGGUUAUCCUAGUGGUAGACCAGAAAAUCCACUCGAACUUCCGGCACCCAAUUAUUCUCAACGACCCGGAAGUCGCCCGGGUGGCAAUUUUCGUCCCACUUCGGAAAUAGGCGGAUCGAAUUUGCAACCCGACCGACAGUUUUCCAACGAAGGGUAUCCAAGUAAUAAGCAGGGUUCAGGACAUAGUCCUGGAGGUUACACGACUGGAGGUCGUAAACCUGGAAACGAAUUAGAGGGACCAAACAGCGGUGGAUACCCAGGAGGACGACCAAGCGAUGAUUUUCCUAGUAGUGGCAAAACCCCAGGAGCCCAACAACGACCUCCUAGCCCAAAUCCAAGUGGAGGAUCGAGUGGGAGAUAUCCCAAUCCUAAUCAAAUUCCUGGUACUGAACAAGGUCCUCAGAGACCAUCAAUUGGAUCUUCAGUAGGAUCAAGCGGCGGUCAAUUUCCAGGAGGCUACACCAGUGAACGUACAGGAUCUCCAGCCAGAGAUAAAAUAAGACCACCAAACGGACUUUAUCCUCCUCCUGAAAUUGGAUCGAAACCUGCUGCCCCUGGCUUACCUAAACCAUCAAUUCCUGCCACAUCACGCUUCCCAAGUGAAAGCAAAAGACCAUCUCCAAAUAAUUAUCCAGACGAAGAAUAUCCUGGUCCAGCUCCACCUCAAGAAACAGAGGGUCCUUUUACCGGAUAUCCAAGCUCAGGCCCUCAAGGACCUUCGCAAAGACCUAACGGUGGACAAAGUCCAUCUUCAAGAUAUCCUUCAAGUGGACAGAGACCGUCCAGUGGUUAUCCAAGUAACGGCCGGGGGCCAUCUAUUGGAUAUCCAAGUUCUCAUGGCCAAAGUCCAUCCAACGAAUAUAGUAAUCAAGGACCAGUUGGGGGAUUACCUAGUAGUGGACAUAGUCGACCGGAAGGAUAUCCAAGUGGUAGACCCAGCAUUGGCUUUCCCAGUGACGGACAGACUCCAUCAGGAGGAUAUUCGAGUAAACCGCAAAGACCAACAGGAGGAUUCCCCGGUGGAAUAGAAACACCAUCAGAAGGUUAUCCGAAUGGAUCACAAAGACCAUCAGGAGGAUAUCCAGGUGGACCUCAAAAACCAUCAGGCGGAUACCCGGGUGGAGCACAAACGCCAGCAGGAGGUUACCCGAGUGGGCCUCAAAGACCUUCGGAAGGAUAUCCGAGUGGACUACAAAGGCCAUCAGGCGGAUAUCCCAGUGAACCGCAAGGGCCAUCAGAAGGACAACCAGGUGGAGCACAAACACCAUCGGAAGGAUACCCAAGUGGACCCCAAAGACCAUCAGUAGGAUAUCCUGGUGCGCAACAGAGACCACCAGGAAGACAACCAGGUGGAGCACAGACACCAUCAGGAGGUUAUCCUAGUGGACCGCAGGGACCAUCAAACGGAUAUCCUAGUGGACAACAAGAACCAUCAGGAGGACAACCAAGUGGACAACAGGGACCAUCAGGCGGAUAUCCUAGUGGACCGCAGGGACCAUCAGGCGGUUACCCAAGUGGUGGACAAACACCAGUAGGAGGAUAUCCGAGUGGGCCUCAAAGGCCGUCAGGAGGACAACCAGGUGGAGCACAAACGCCAUCGGAAGGAUACCCAAGUGGAUCACAAGGACCAUCAGGAGGAUAUCCCAGUGGGCAACAAGGACCAUCAGGAGGAUAUCCCAGUGGGCAACAAGGACCAUCAGGAGGAUAUCCCAGUGAGCAACAAAGACCAUCAGGAGGAUAUCCAAGUGGGGCUCAAAAACCAUCAGUCGGAUACCCAAGUGGUGGAGCACAGACACCAACAGGAGGAUAUCCCAGUGGGCAACAAAGACCAUCAGGAGGAUAUCCAAGUGGAGCUCAAAAACCAUCAGUCGGAUACCCAAGUGGUGGAGCACAGACACCAACAGGAGGAUAUCCCAGUGGUCCUCAAAGACCAGCUGGAGGAUAUCCCAGUGGUUCCCAAAGACCAUCAAGCGGAUACCCAAGUGGUGGACAAAUACCAGUAGGAGGAUACCCGAGUGGGCCUCAAAGGCCGUCAGGAGGACAACCAGGUGGAGCACAAACGCCAUCGGAAGGAUACCCAAGUGGACCCCAAAGACCAUCAGGAGGAUAUCCUAGUGGACAACAAGGACCAUCAGGAGGACAACCAGGUGGACAACAGGGACCAUCAAGAGGUAUCCCAAAUGAAGGACAAGGACCAUCAAGAGGUAUACCAAGUGAAGGACAAGGAUCGUCAGGAGGAUUCCCAAGUGGAGUACAGACUCCAUCUGAUAAAUAUCCGAAUAGAGGGCAGAGCUCGUCGGAUGGUUUUCCUAGUGGUGGGCAGGAAACUUCUGCAGGAGAUAGUAAUGGCUCUUCUUUCGACAGUGACUUUUCGGCUAUACCAGGAGAACCAGGACAGGAUUACCCAAUUUAUUCAGAAAUUCCAGAAACAAGUUUCAGCUGCGAUGCGCAACAAUUUCCAGGUUAUUACGCUGACAUCGAAACACAGUGCCAAGCUUUCCAUAUUUGCAUAAAUAAUCAAACAUUUGAUUUCUUAUGCCCAAAUGGCACGAUUUUUAAUCAACAAUAUUUUGUUUGUGUUUGGUGGAAUCAGUUUGAUUGCAGUUCAGCCGCGGAUUAUUAUUUCCUUAAUGAAAACAUUUAUGAUUAUACGAUAAUGGGAAAUCCACAGCAACCCAUACCAUUCCCUGAAGGUGUAUCACAAACGUCACAGGGACCACGUGGUCAGAAAAUUCCAUUAGCGCCGCUUGGUCCUCAAACGCCGCAACAAGGAUCUCAAGGAACUGGAAGGCCAUUGGAACCUCAAAGUCCUGGAGCAUUCACUGGAUCGGUACAACCUAUCGGACAAACGAGAUUCCCCGCAGGCUCUGAAGUAUCCAACCUUCCUAAUUCUCAGUCGCCUGAUUCCAAUGGAUAUUCAUUUGGUAAGUCGCCAUCACAACCAGGAGGAUAUCCCGACAAUAAUAAUAAUCAAUAUGGAGCGCCAAAAGAUCAAGUACGUCCAAGUUCAGUAGGAUUAGGUUUAGAUAACGAUAGGACAUACAAAGCGGAUCAAGAAUCACAGAGUCCCGGUCAAUAUCCGAGCGCGCAUCAACCAUCGUUUCCAAGUGAAAGACCUCAAGGUCCAUUACAGCAACCAGGUAGUGGUAGCCAAGGUUAUCCAAGUGACAAACCAAGAGGUCCAAGCUUCCCUCCCGAAUCUACGUUCCCGAGCAGUUUUCCUGGCAGGAGACCGGAAACAGCUCAAAAUCCCGCAAAACCCGAUCGUGAAUAUCUGCCGCCGCGUACAGGUUAAUCGAAAUUAUUUUUGAAAUAGCUAUUGCUCCAAACCAGCUCAAUGCUGUUUUCAGUGCAAAAAUAUAACUGUAAAUACAAGCAUUCUCUUACCUAUUAAUUUAAGUGACAUAAGAUUCACAUGUUAUGCAUCUACAUUUAUAAGAAU
Messenger RNA from Ceratosolen solmsi marchali, 4050 nucleotides. RefSeq names its product collagen alpha-1(III) chain-like. Gene Ontology annotation, cellular component: extracellular region. NCBI's taxonomy places the organism in Eukaryota, Metazoa, Arthropoda, Insecta, Hymenoptera, Agaonidae. The record is from RefSeq and is a predicted model, not a curated record. The transcript has 6 exons. Gene Ontology annotation, molecular function: chitin binding. The coding region runs from base 1 to 3903 and encodes 1300 amino acids.